CAGAGGUUAUAAGCCCACAGCAACAACAGCAGACUAACAACGUGCGGUAUAUAGGCUAGAAGUGUCACUCAGACACGUUCCUCUUGCCUCUGGACACGGGAGAAAUGCACUAUCUAGCCGCAGCACAGUGGAAAUAUGUUUUUUUGGAGGAGCGCACCAGUGCGCACUGCUUGGAGUAGCCUAAUCAGCCACACGUUUCGGACGGGAAAAUACAUCUGUCUGUAGUGGCUGUACUACUGGAAUUUACAUAAAAUCCUAGAAAAUGACAACAGCAACAGAAAUGGGGUCCACGAAAAUAACACCCGAGGUUCUGCAAGAGAUGCUGCAACAUUACAAUUUAACGCGACAAGAGUUCAUCGAGUCUUACAACAUACAGCCGCUUGUCUACGUCCCUGAGUUGCCGUUGGGCGCUAAGACUACUUUCGUCAUCAUGUAUGCUGUCAUAUUCGUCCUGGCUUUAGUUGGAAACAGCUUGGUUGUCUACAUAGUGGUGCGUAAAAGAGCAAUACAGACCUCCACUAAUAUCUUCAUCUGUUCUCUGGCGGUGAGCGAUCUUCUUAUCACGUUCUUCUGUAUCCCGUUCACCUUGUUGCAGAACAUCUCCUCGGAAUGGCUCGGAGGUGUUCUCAUCUGCAAGACGAUUCCUUUUGUUCAGACUAUGGCCAUAGUGACGGGGAUUCUCACAAUGACCUGCAUCGCCGUGGAGAGGUACCAGGGAAUUGUCUACCCCUUGAAAAUGAGGAGGCAGUACACCCCGAAAAGAGCAUACAAGAUGCUAGGACUUGUAUGGAGUGCAUCAGUGGUUGUGGGAUCCCCAAUGCUGUUUGUACAGCAACUAGAGGUGAAGUAUGACUUCCUGUACGAUCACCACCACGUGUGUUGUCAGGAGCGUUGGCGUUCCCUGGUCCACAGACAAGUGUACACCACCUUCAUCAUGGUCGCUCUGUUCCUGAUGCCCAUGGCAGCCAUGUUGUUUCUCUACACACGGAUAGGGAUAGAGCUGUGGAUCAGGAAGAGGGUGGGGGACUCCUCUGUCCUGAACACCAUGAACCACAGAGAGGUCAACAAAAUAUCCAGGAAGAAGAAACGAGCUGUAAAAAUGAUGAUUACCAUCGUUCUGCUGUUCACGAUCUGUUGGGCUCCGUUUCAUACCGUUCACAUGCUGUUUGAGUACAACAACCUAGAGAAGAACUCUGACGAGGUGACGGUGAACAUGAUCAUCGCCAUCGUCCAGGCCAUUGGCUUCUCCAACUCUUUCAACAACCCGAUCAUCUACGCCUUCAUGAACGAGAACUUCAAGAAGAGCUGUGUGGCAACCUUGUCCCGCUGCCUCAGGAAGCCCUCCAACCACCGGGGCGGCGCUGUGGAGACGCCCAACAACCCCACUGUACUCUUUAUUAGACCACUGAAGAGGGAGGCCUUCUCAGAGACUGGAGGUGGGGCUAAUGGAGGCUUGGCGCAGGGUGUGCUGGAGAACGGUCCGUCUGUCUCCUCUCAGACCUCCUCAGCCUUAGCAGGGGAGAAGAUGACGGAGAACACUCAGCUGCCCAGUGAGCAUCUGUUGAAAUAGUCUCGUUACAGACUUAAAAGAAGAAGCACUCCAGUCUCCUUCUCACCUCAUUUAUCCAAGUGUACAUUAUGGGAUAAAUUAGUACAGGUUCCCGAAGCGUACCUUUAAAAAGAAGCACUCCAGUCUCCUUCUCACCUCAUUUAUCCAAGUGUACAUUAUGGGAUAAAUUAGUACAGGUUCCCGAAGCGUACCUUUAAAAAGAAGCACUCCAGUCUCCUUCUCACCU
Molecule: messenger RNA, 1796 nt
Organism: Oncorhynchus keta (chum salmon)
Lineage: Eukaryota; Metazoa; Chordata; Actinopteri; Salmoniformes; Salmonidae
Product: pyroglutamylated RF-amide peptide receptor-like
Exons: 6
Coding region: 263-1570 (435 amino acids)
Biological process (GO): G protein-coupled receptor signaling pathway
Cellular component (GO): membrane
Molecular function (GO): neuropeptide Y receptor activity; peptide binding
Source: RefSeq, a predicted model, not a curated record